AUGCCCCCCAUGGCCACCAAACUGGCGGACAUUCCUCAGGACGUUGCGGCCCUGGUGUGUCACUAUCUGAAUCCCGAAGAUGCUCUCCGGCUGUUGCCAGCAAGCCGCAACGUUCAGAGCAUCACGCAGCAGCCGGAUAUUUGGCGAUGCUUCUGUUUCCUGCGCUGGGGCAGAGGCGCCAACCUGCAUCUGUAUGAAAACGCCAAAGAUUGCCUUCGCGACCAGAAUGGCUGGUUUCCAUGGCAAGGAACGGUCCGGUCAGCGCCGUGCUUCGAGGUGCGCCGCUUGAAGACCCAUCAACAGGGAUGUGCAUCCAUGGAUCUGCGAACCACCACGCAGGAGCUCGUGACUGUGAGCGAGGCUCUGAGGCACAAGAACGCACGGCUUCAGAUUCUGGACCCGGUCAGCACGACGCGGAAGGCCAAUCUGGAGGUGUCUCCGUCCAACAUCAACUGCUGCGAUGUCGCUAGAGGCCUUGUGUGCGCGGGCAGCGACGACGGUCAUGUGAGGGUCUACAAGCGUGGCACGCUCCGCACGGAGGAGGACGAGUAUUCUUUGGUGCAGCAGUUCGCCUGCCACGAGAAGGUGAAUGAUCUUCGCAUCACCACGGAUGGCAAGGUCCUCGCCCUGAAGACACGGCGGAAUCGCGUACCCUCGGGCUUGGACAUCAUCGACCUAGAGUACGCGGGGCAAUCCGUUGUCGAGGGCGGAAGCCGGGCUUCCAGAGGGAAGUUCCUACAUGCUGUGGACGGCUUCGAUGGUGGCUGCUCCUUACACCAGGUCCCCAUGGUUGGAGAGCAUCCCCUGUCAACCAGCUUUUCCGCCAUGCUCUUCGACUUCCGGCGCAGCGAUGCCUGUGUGCUGGAUGUUCCCGUGACCGAUGAGGGCGGCAUGGUUCUGUGGCCUUUGCGGGCUGGACGCUUCCCUCAGGUGUUUUGCGGUCUGGUUCCAGAGUCCUCGAGUCUCGCAGGUCCCCAAGGUCUCAUCAGCAUGGUGGACUUCAGAUACGCAGCGGCCAUGGUUCCAGCUAUCCAUCUGCCCGGCCCUGUGGACGACUUCCGGUUCUUGGAUGGGAGCAUCUAUGCAAUCUGCUCUGACCUGAAUACCAGGCCCUCGCCCCUGACGCUACAUCGAUACAGCCCAGAAGCCGGCCGGGCAGAAUAUCUCUGCACAGUUGUGGAGUCCUGUACCGGUCGGAGAUCUGAAUGGGAUAUUAAAGUCUUAGGGAUCCAUCCUGGUGGCUUUGCCGUGGCCUUCGGCGAUGAGCUGGCGGUGGGCACGGUGGCACGUCCGCCUGGGUGGACGGCGUGA
Symbiodinium sp. CCMP2456 is the source of this 1311-nucleotide messenger RNA. The record is from the annotation of a GenBank genome assembly. NCBI's taxonomy places the organism in Eukaryota, Dinophyceae, Suessiales, Symbiodiniaceae.